AUGAGUCGUCUAUCCGUCUUGUUGGUAUGGCAAGCUGUGGCCACCGCCGCUUCUUCAGUUGAUGGAGUGCCCAGACUUCUAGUGCCGCCUACUGUGCCAGACCACGCUUCUAUCGAGCAUUACCCGUCCUUCUCGUCCUUCUCCAUCGAGCCUGCGUUCUGGAUUGAAUUUGCAGGAAGUUUAGAUGAGCCCAACGAGCUCUUCCUCAAACUCAUAGGUCAGCUCACCAAUCGCGGUGGUGAGCCCAUCAUUCGACCCGGCGGUAUUGCGAUGGACAGCUUGAUCUUCGAUCCCGAGGGAGGUGAUCUGGUCCGCACCAUGGGGCCAAAGGGCGAGAUCUACCGUACAACGGUUGGACCCGCAUACUUCGAGAGCUGGUCCAACUUUCCCGAGGGAGUCUCCUUCGUCUCCACUUUGAAUCUUGAUAACAAUAGUCUCGAUAUUGCCAGGGAUCUCGCUGUCGCUUCAGUCAAGUACCAGGAUGACAAGAUAAGCUACUUUGAAGUUGGAAAUGAGCCCAAUCAUUAUCCUGAAUCCAGAUGGAACUAUGAGGCUGCCAAAUAUGUCGCGCAAUGGAAGAACUGGACGGCAGAAAUCGACGAGGCCAUUGGUCGUGGCCCACAGCAAUGGUGGGCUUCGUCGGCCACGACGGAUGAGACUAGGCUGAAUGUUAGGCCUGUGGACAUCAUACCCCUCGGUGUCGACGACGAGGACCAGGUCGGGCAGUUCUCUCUUCACUCAUACGUCUACAACACCUGUAGUCCCGAGGGUGCAGCCGUGGCGACCAUUGAGAACCUUCUGAACCAUACCCAGAUCACCACCUUCGCCGACGACCAGGUUAAGCCUUCAGCUCAAGCUGCUCUCGCGCAUGGAAAGCCUUGGGUGAUGGGAGAGUUCAAUUCGGUGGCCUGUUCCGGCAAGCCAAAUGUCACUGACACGUUCACCAACUCGCUGUGGAUCAUCGACACCCAGUUGACAUAUGCCGUUCUCAACGCAUCUUCGGCCAACCUGCACCAGGGUGGAACACUUGUCCUCCAGAGUGGUAGCCAGACAAACACCCCAGGAUUCUCAUCCUACAGUUUUGUCUACCCCCGCGACAGCGAGAAAUGGGGACCAGCUCGUGCCCAACCUGGCUAUGGUGGUCUACUCUUCCUGUCCGAGGUCUUUAGCAUCCCCAAGACCCGCAUCCUGCCGCUCGAGGCACCCAAGGGCGUGGACCCUGAUCGUUUCUCAGCGUACGCAGCUUACCAUGAGGAUAAGCUGAGCAAGCUCGUCCUCAUCAACAUGCAGCCAUACUAUGGGAACUCGACGGAAGACUCCUCUGUCAACGUGAAGAUCCCUUUGCGCGGACCUUCUACGAAUUCUCGACCUCACCUGAAGCGACUAACAGCUCCCACUAUCGACGAGAAGGACUCGAGCAACGUGCUCUGGGCAGGCCAAUCUUUCAGGCAUGGAGAUGCAGAGGGUGAGGUCAGGAUUGAGGAGAUACCACGUAAUGGUGUCGUAACACUCCGAGGAAGUCAAGCGGUUCUUGUGUUCUUCGACAAGGACACUGUUUAUGGUCUGGAAUAG
Clonostachys rhizophaga is the source of this 1572-nucleotide messenger RNA. NCBI's taxonomy places the organism in Eukaryota, Fungi, Ascomycota, Sordariomycetes, Hypocreales, Bionectriaceae. The record is from the annotation of a GenBank genome assembly.